This is a messenger RNA of Dalotia coriaria, 4150 nucleotides long. Its product is annotated as cilia- and flagella-associated protein 65. Lineage: Eukaryota; Metazoa; Arthropoda; Insecta; Coleoptera; Staphylinidae. The record is from RefSeq and is a predicted model, not a curated record. The coding region runs from base 1 to 4059 and encodes 1352 amino acids. The transcript is spliced from 15 exons.
AUGUCUGAAAUAAACACUGCUUGUAACUGCAAUUAUAAAUACGAUUUAAAUAUUAAUUUAUCAGAAACAAAUAAUGCACCUUCCUUUGAUCCUGUUGUAAUCAAAGUAAAUUUCGGUGAAGUACGAAUUGGGCAUGAAAAAUCAACCAAAGUUACUAUCUCAAACGAUGGUGAUGUGUUGAAAAAUUACAUUGUUAAACAUAACCCGCACACAUUGUCAGCUUAUCAGUGUUUUCACACCCUGACACGAUCGUUUGAUCUUACUCCCCAUGAGACGACCAAAAUAAGAAUCACGUACAAACCACUGAUAGUAUGGUCGCAGGACCAAAACUUCAUUAGUAUAUUAUGUAAAAGUAGUGAAGAGCAGGAAUUGCACGAAGAGAUUCGUCUGGAGGCCAGUGGAAACUCAAUUGGUCCACAGUUGCAAAUAUCUACCAACAUGGUCAACUUCAACACGUGGCCCCAGAUGCAGUCGAACAAAAAGGCACUAGAGAUACGCAACUUGUCGGCGUUCCCGGUGGAAUUUAAAUUCGACGUCGACGACGCCCCGAUGCCGAUCUUCGAAAUUGUGCCGCACGUUGGCAUAGUCGACGGCAAUCGACAUGUGAUCGUUAACAUCACGUUCCGCGCGACCACGUUCGGCGUGUACAGUCAGCGAUUCUUCUGCAUGAUUCACAACCACCAUCCGCUAAUGGUGGAUUGUUUCGGCGUCUACUGGAAAACCGAACAGCAGCGAGCCGGCAUCAAACACGCCAAGAAUCCAGAAAUUGUCGAAAAUAUUUACGACCGAUACAUGCGAGAUGUGCAGGCAAUCGUGAAGGAGACACCAGCGUUUUCCUUCAAUGAUGCAUAUCUCAACUUCGGCUCGAUUGAUUUCAAGAACGAAAAAGAAAGCACACUGGUCACUACGUUCACGAACCAUCGCCAGCAAGCUGUUAUCGUCAAAUGGUAUCAAGAUGAAGUUUUCAAAGUAACACCUGGUCAAAUCGAAAUUCCAGCGGAAGAAUGUGCUUUAUUUGAGUGCAACUUUCGCCCAUCAAUGAUCGACAAUAUUUACUCGCGCAAUUUACUUUGUAAUAUCUACAACGCUGAGCAGAAAUCAGAAACAAUUUCUACAAUGCCACUAUCAGCAAUAUUAAGAGUUUUAGGACAUUCAUUUAGUGAACAUAACUCUUGGGUACCACAAUUUCAACAUAAUCCUGGAUCUGUAGUUUUGCCGCCGGUCCUGCCUGGUGAUACUUGUUUUACUACUUUGGAAUUGCGAUCCGCUGGUUAUUUGCCGACAAGUUUCAAAUUUAUAUCGCCCACAACUAGUAACUUUUUGUUGAAACCUAUGAUGGGCACUGUGCGAACUUCAACUAUUGUAGUCGUACAACUAGUGAGUUUUCCAAAUGAAAAACCUAAAAUGUACUCUGAGCAGUGGCACAUCUUGCUGAACAAUGACAAGAAUCAUAAAAUACCAAUAUGUCUCAAAGGAUACGCAGCUUAUCCUUCUGUUGAGAUUGGUCAAAAUAACACAAUCAUUAUUAGAGGAGUUCAAGUUGGUUGCGAAGAAGUUGUUUCAGUAUCGAUUCGUAAUACAAGCCAAUUUCAUGUACAUUACGAAUUUAUGACCUGCGAUUUACCUGACGAAGUCAAAAUUCUCACCCCGACGGGUUCACUCACAUCAAAUUCAGCUAACACGAUUAAAGUAUCCUUUAAAAGUUCCGCACGCGUCUGCAAGCAAUUUCCGGUUACCUGUCUAGUGUAUGCCAUCAGGGAGCUGAAGCAAAUCCACGGCUCACCGGCCGAGAUUUGCGUCACGAUCAAUGUGGAGGCUGACCAUUCCGAUUUAUGCAGCCUGCCCUCUCGAUACGAUUUCGGUACGGUUGAGUGUCACCAUAUCUAUUCAAGCGAGUUUUGUUUGUUCAACUAUGGCCACACUACAAUUCACUACGAACUAUCGGUAUAUUGGAGGCACGUUAUGGAGCAUUACGAACAUGCGACAGUAUGGCCCGUAUAUGGUACUCUGGAACCGAAAGCUCAUGUGCAUUGUGGUAUUAAUUUUGGCCCGCAUCAACCCGGAGUGCAUUACGCCCGCGUUUGUUAUAAACUUCGCCCUGAUGCCAACGGUUUGGAGACUGUUGAAAAUACCGAGAAAUUCAUUUACGAAUUUGAGGCGCAAAUUGUUAAUCCCUACAUUCAGAUAAUAGAAAUAGCUGAUCACAAUUUUGGACCUUUGUUUAGUAAGCGCUCGUUGUGGGAAUGCCUCAAUAUAAACUGGUUGAAUCAUGCAUUGGCGGGAGCGCGACACAAUGAUAGCACAAUGUGUAUCGAUUUGAAUCUGCCCGACGCCGAAAUGAAUAACAAAUAUUUUUACGUGACGCUAAUGGCGCGGAACGUGACGCAAUUCGCCGUUCAAGUGUCACUCAAGCGCAAGAAAUUAUGCGACUGCGAGCUGCAAGAAGUUGGCGCCUUUCUGUCAAUUAGACGCCGGGUUUAUCAAUGUCCGCAUCGCCAAAUGUGCAAGUUGUCCAUCAUGGAGGAAACGAUUUCGCCGCUGAGCGUUCAGAGCAUGACGCUGCAAGUUAACUAUUUCUGCGAGGGCGAAACCACGCUGUCGUACUAUUUAUCGAUGAACGAGAAACGAUUCAUUAUAAUGAAUUUUAAACUAAAUGCGAUCGGCGUUGACCAAGCGUGGUUGUCAAAGUACAGUUCUACUUAUUGCAUACUUUUACAACCCAUGUAUCUAAACACAAAACAAGCUAAUUAUUACGUUUACUGGUUUUAUAAUAAUACGAAAACACCUGUGUCAUAUGAAUUAAACGAAUUGGAGUUUAAUCAAAGUAAUAAGAACUACAGAUUUGAAGUUUGGAAGUGCCUCAAUCCAAGCGGAGUUGUAAAAGAAUAUGAAUCACAUCCAUUAUUGAUACAUUAUCAUCCACUCGAAAAGAAGUCAAUAGUUUUACACGUGCCUUUGGCACUUAGCGAUGGGCGCAGAAUUGAGUUGCACAUUCGUGCAAGAGGCACCAGAACAAAUAUUCAAAACAAAAUACCGAAAUUGUAUCUGCCCGCAGCGAUAUGUGCUAACGUGCCAGUGCAUUUAUCGAUGGAUCGCUUACGAAUCCAAGCGUUUCCGGUUUGGAGCUCGACAACACGAAUGAUUUUCAUCACGAACAUGUCAGACGACAUCCUGGGCUAUAAUUGGCUCAAGACCGAAGUGGCAGGACUAUGCAGCGUUGAGGUAAUGGAUCCUAAUCGCGUCCUUCGUCCACACCAGACGGAUGUGAUUGUUGUGCGGGUGAAAUCAUACGGUGUGGCGUGCUCAACUCGCGUCCAUUUGCCAUGUCAAUUAAUCAGCCACACGAAAUAUUUGCAACACCAGAAAUCUCUAAAGGAUUACCAACGAAGACAACAAGAGAUUCAAGAUGAAUUUAUUAUCACCGAUAAAGGCAUUACGUAUCCGGAAAAUGAAGUGAUGAUAUUACCAGAAGCAAAGAGUUUUUACACAACGCUGGCGUUGGAAUUAGAAAUCAAAAGUUUUGUUGAUCGUGAUGCUUUUUACUCACCCGAAGAGCAAUUCAUUCUAGAACCCCAAAGUAUAUUCCCGGCAAGCAUUGAUACACUCCCUCACAAACAAAAGCAACCAUCAAUUGCGUUUCUUUCUAAACCAAACAAUGACAAAUCGCAAUCAUCAAGUAUAUCAUUCAAUGACGACUUGUACGUUGAAAAGAAUUCUGAUGAGUUUGAUCCGAACAUUGAUAACGUAGAAUUUUAUCGACAGGUUAUAGAAGCUUUACUUGCUGACGCCAUCUUUUCGAAUCGAUUUCGCGCUGUCCUGGACGUACAAAAACGUGCGGCACCCAUAUAUUACAGUCAAAUCCGACCACAAAAAGACUUACCGACAGAUAUUGAGAAACACCUUGAUGACAUGUACAACGAACCGCAAAUGCCAGUGGUGAAAGACGUCAUGCAUACUAUGUUGCUGAAAAGUUUUGAUGAGAUAUUCGGCCUCAAGACGAAGUUACACGAGAAGGUUAUCGACUACAAUCGGGAAGUAGACCUACCUGCCCUGCCGUAAACAAAAUAAGCGAAGCAAAAUAUACAGUUUAAAUUUAUACAACAAUAUUAUAACCGUCAAUUAUUAUUAACUAAUAAAUGGAUCCGCAAUC